Messenger RNA from Colletotrichum spaethianum, 2469 nucleotides. RefSeq lists its product as uncharacterized. The record is from RefSeq and is a predicted model, not a curated record. The transcript has a single exon. Lineage: Eukaryota; Fungi; Ascomycota; Sordariomycetes; Glomerellales; Glomerellaceae. Bases 1 to 2469 code for a protein of 822 amino acids.
AUGAAGUCCACCUUGGCAUUCAGACGAUCUGUCCAGCGAUUGCGCUCAUCCCCUGACCAAAGCCCCCUUAAGCUCCCUCAGCCCAUCAACACCACCGGAAUCGCAUCGCCGCCAAUCAACAGCCAAGACACGACACUUCUUUCAGAUGACUCUCAGUUCGAAAUUCACCGUGAAGUUAUUCGUGGCCGAAUCGCUGCAGCCACCGCCACACCCCCAAAGAAGCUUACCAAGCGAGCUCGCUCACCAAGGAAGUGGAACCUCUUCAGCCGGUCCCAGAGUCAGCCGAACACCAAGAAGAAAGAGAAGGACGCCGUACCGGUGGCCGCUACCGUCAAGGUCGUACAGCACAAGCCCGCAGCUUUCUACACGUUGAUGGAUGGUUCUGAGCAGGAAGACACCGGCACGCAAGACGUCGAGGAGAUUCUUCGAGAGGCCGAGGUCUUUGAUCUUCCUUCUCCACAGCCCUUAUUCAAGGAAAGACGAACAUCCUCUGCCAGCCAGAAUCAGAGGAGGGAAUCCUUAAGCAGACUCCUCCAGCCAACCAAGUCAUCACAAGCUCGCAGGAACUCGGCGACUGCUGCCCCCAAGUCGACGUCGAUCCCAGCGAUACGUUCUAUGAAACCAACGCACACAUCACAGGCCAGCGUGUCGAAGCCAGCGGAAGCACGUCCCAGUCGUCUUCCCCAAGUGGGCCGCAUUCCCAAGGUCGUCACCUCCAGACCGGAACAUACGUCGUCCAGGAGCUUCUCCCGUCCCUUCAAUAGAAUCAGCUUGCAGAUGCAGCCCCAGGCUGCGAGCUUCAACCCUGACUUCGUGGCCUCGGGGCCAACACCGCCGGAGAUGUCCACUCCCGAGCUCUCCCGGGGAGAAUCUACAGAGACUAGCGAUAAAACCAACUCGGACCCUCGUUCCUCUCUUGUACCGGUGAAGACUCCCGAGAUGAUCCAGAUCGGCAAGGAAUUCCUAGCAUUCUCUCCCCGAAAGAACUCGGAGUGUACCACGAGCACCGAUUCCAGCAGCUGCGGGAUGUACACUCUAGCAGACGCUAUGGCCUUUGUGCCUGAUCCCAAUGCUCCGCUGGUCGAGGAUGAGAUCUGGGAUGAGUAUAACGACCUGAUAGGCGAGGUGCCGCCAUCUGCAACCUCGUCAAAGGGCGUUCCUUUCCAUCUUGAGACAUACGGGUCCCGGAUGUCCAAGAGGUCUCUCAAGCCUCUUGAGUCUCCCACCAUCGCGCCUCCGUCAAAGGCCCUAGAGAAGACCAUCGAGGUCGACAAGAGUGGUCCCACCUCCAGUGUCUACAGUGCCGACAUGACCGAACGACUCAAGGCUGCGUUCGCGCUGAAGCCUGAAGAGGACUCGACAACGCUCGUGCCAGUCGCCGAGGUGCCUGCCAGUGUCAUCGACCGCGAGAGCACACAGCUGGCGCGUAGGGCAACGGCCGCAUCGCAGAGGAGCAGCGGCUCAUCCCGCAAGUCGAGACAGUCCGAUUGCAGUUGCCGGUCUUCUGAGGAUGACUCACCCCUGUCUCAGGUCAACCUCCGCGUCGGCUCGAUGACUGUCAGCAAAUGGUUAUCCUUCGGACACGUCCUCUUCAGUCCAGCCAGGGACCAGCUUCUGGAUGUCGUCGGCUCUCUGAAGCGUCACUCAAUUCUUGUUGUUGAUGGUCUUGGCAACGACGACUGGUCUUUCUACGCAGCCGAGACGUACCCUGCGGCUACAUUUUUCAACUUGUCGCCUCGGGCACCACUACCAGAGGAGCACAAAGGCUCAUCGAGCUUCCCUCUGAGCCCACCCAACCAUCACCAAAUCCAGUACCUCUCACACACGGACAAGUUCCCCUUUGGUCCGGAGAGUUUUACCUCAGUGGUGUUCCGCUUCCCUGCCGCGGCGCCUGAGUCACAUUACCGCAACAUCGUCUCAGAGGCCCGCCGCGUGCUGAAGCCCGGCGGGUAUCUGGAACUUUCUAUCCUGGACGUCGACCUCAACAACAUGGGCAACCGCGGUCGCCGCACCAUUCGUCGUCUCAAGGAGCGAAUUCACGAACGGAACCCGGAGAUAAGCAUCGGCUCGACUUCUGACCUCAUCCUUCGUCUCCUCGGACGCAAAGGCUUCUCCGAUGUCAAAACUUGCCGUGUCGGUGUCCCAGUUGCCAGCAUCAUCACUCGAUCAGACAGCGGUAGCAAGAAGCCUCCGGUGGCUGGCUCUCGAAAGUCCAAAGAAGUCCGCAGCCUCGCCGAGAUGAUGAAUGAGGACGGUGACUCAGCGGAUGAGAACAUCACCAAGAUGGUGGCCAAGGUUGGUCGCUGGUGGUACACCCGCUGCUAUGAGAGUUCCGCUGGCACGGCCAACAGCAAGAGCAUCUGGACCGACCGCGCUUUACUCUCCGAAUGCGAGGAACUACGGACCAGCUUCAAGCUUAUGGUCUGCUAUGCGCGUGUCCCCGAGCGGACCCGAACCGCCAGCAUAUGA